Amblyraja radiata (thorny skate) is the source of this 2220-nucleotide messenger RNA. RefSeq names its product transcription factor EB (gene tfeb). The record is from RefSeq and is a predicted model, not a curated record. Gene Ontology annotation, molecular function: DNA-binding transcription factor activity, RNA polymerase II-specific; RNA polymerase II cis-regulatory region sequence-specific DNA binding; protein dimerization activity. Gene Ontology annotation, biological process: regulation of transcription by RNA polymerase II. NCBI's taxonomy places the organism in Eukaryota, Metazoa, Chordata, Chondrichthyes, Rajiformes, Rajidae. Bases 235 to 1716 code for a protein of 493 amino acids. Gene Ontology annotation, cellular component: nucleus. The transcript is spliced from 9 exons.
CUUUAUUGUGCGGCGGAGCGUUGCCUGUUCUUGUUGAGGCAUUUUCAAGAAGUGGGAAGGUCCUGAGCAAUAUCAUAACUUUUGUUGACCUUGCUGAGUGUGUCAGCUGCGCAGUUUAUGGGAACGAUCCAGAGUGGAGGCAGCAGGCGGACCUCUUCUCCCCCGGCUCCGUGAAUUAUCCCCACCAAACCUUUCUUUUGCAGCCUUUGGGAGAUUUCAGAAAGUCUGAUUUAUAUGAAGGAGGAACGUCGACAGGGGUGCAGCACUGAAGCGUCAGGUCUGCAGCAUAAAGGAGUGAUUAAUUUUGACGAAGGAUUUCAAGAGGGGCCUCGAUCUUCCGCCAUGGCGUCCCGCACCAAUAUGCGGAUGAUGCUCAUGCGGGAGCAGCUGCAGAAGGAGGAGCAGCGGGAGAAAGAGCAGCAACAACAGGCAGCUAUGCAUUUAAUGCAACAGCGCAUGCCGAUCAAUACCACACCUGCUAUCAACGUCAGCAACUCCAUCCAGUACCCGACGCGCCCGGAGGUUCCUCGAGAGAUUCUAAAGGUCGAGACUCACCUGGAGAAUCCGACCAAGUACCACAUCCAGCAGUCACAGAAGCAGCAGUUGAAGCAGUUCCUCUCCACCAACUUUGGCACCAAGUUAGCCAUGCAGUCUCUGGGACACGCGCACUCCCCUCAGCCUUCAAAUAUCUCGCCUGGCUUGAGGAACGACCAUGGACUGUCUGGAUCCACAGGAAACAGCGCCCCGAACAGCCCCAUGGCCUUGUUGAACAUUGGCUGCAACAUGGAACGAGAGAUGGAUGAUGUAAUUGAUGAUAUAAUUAGCCUGGAAUCCAGCUAUAAUGAUGAUGUCCUUGGCUACAGAGACCCCAUUGUUCAGAUGCCAAACACCUUGCCUCUAUCCAGCAGCCACAUGGAAGUCUACACAACUCAUGCCAUUGCAGCACCCACUAGCAACUCGUGUCCUGCCAACAUUGCCAUUAAAAGGGAAAUAUCAGAUACAGAAGCCCGAGCAUUGGCUAAAGAGCGACAGAAGAAAGACAAUCACAACCUGAUUGAACGCAGGCGGAGGUUCAAUAUCAACGAUCGGAUCAAAGAGUUGGGACUGAUGAUCCCCAAAUCCAGUGACCUGUCCUGUUCGUUGCUGCACAGGGAUGUCCGCUGGAAUAAGGGGACGAUACUAAAAGCCUCGGUCGAGUAUAUCAAACGACUGCAGAAGGAUCAGCAGAGAACCAGGGAGAUGGAAGGCCAAUCGAAGAGGCUGGAAAUGGCCAACAACCACUUGCGGUUUCGCAUUCAGGAACUGGAAAUGCAAGCGCAGGCUCAUGGACUCUCCACUGUCUCACCCUCGGGGCUAAACACACCGGAGCAACUCGGUUCUUGCCUGAAAGACGAGGAGAACCCCAUGGAUGCACUUCAACAGCAGCAGCAGCUGAACCGGCACCACCAGCAACCUCCUCAAAGCCAAGCGGAUUUUGCUCAGUCCUUUGGCUUCUGUGACAGCUCGCUGGGCUAUGCUGACCCCAUGGGCCAGUUUACUGACCUCUCCUUCAGCGUCCCCACCAAAGCAGAUUACCAGCUGGACGACAUGCUGAUGAUGGACGAUACGCUCUCCCCCCUGGGGAAGGACCCCUUGCUCUCAUCCGUGUCCCCAGAGGCCUCGAAAGCAAGCAGCCGAAGAAGCAGCCUCAGCAUAGAUGACGGUGACAUGCUGUGAUGUUGGCCUCAGCUGAAACCACCAUGCAAGGUGCGGAGAUGCCAGCUUUUUGAGCUACACGAAUUUCCUGAACUCGUAUGGAAUUUUAAGAAGUUGCUGUCUUUUUUUUUACUGACUUAAUUGGGUUUUGAAGAUUUCCAUGUCCUUUUGCAGACCAUAUUUUACAGUGAUUUUGUGGAGGUUGCCUUCCCUACCUUCAGUGUGGCCCGAGUGGUCCGUGCCACACCAUGUCCAUAUGAGCACCUGCACCAUCCCUUCCUCUCCCAGCAGGGAAUAGCAUAUGCCCCACACCCAGGUAAAUGGCUGACCACCAAGGAACGAACCAUCGUCUAAGGAAGGCAUUUGGUUUAAGGUUGUAAAAAUGCAUCGGUGUUAUUGCGUCACUGAGCUGGAGUUGAGGUUGGGGGCUGAGAGGCUGGGAGUUGAAGCUGGGGGUUGUGUUAAGUUGGGGCUGGGGGUUAGUGGAGGGUUCUGAUAAGCUGGAGUGGGGGUUUAUAGGGGGUU